AUGGGGACUGCAUUUAACAGGCUGAUUCCCACGGAGAUGGCAACCCAGCCGGUCGUGCACAGUGUCUCUCAGCGACAGAGACAGACCAACAUGCCGCAUCGAAUCUCCUCUCUCCCCUGGCUGUCUCUCUUACUGGGCACAUUGAGCGUUGCUCUGCCUGGCUCGCAGAUCCAAGGCGCCAUCGCAGACUAUCCGACAGCCACCGUGCGUGCGAGCCAGCACUCCGGCUCAGAAACCGUCUUUGUAGGCCGUUCUUUACCAGAGUUUGACCAGGAACUGUUCCUGGGGAUUAAGUAUGCAGACCAGCCGGUUCGAUUCACACCGUCGAGCUUGAAAAUAUCCUAUGCUGCCAACGACAGUAACUCGGGCCCCUUUGAUGCCUCUGGGGCUGGCCUGGCUUCGUCCAAGGGCACGCUGCUGUACAAUGCCACUCAAUACGGGCACGAAUGUCCCGGCUACGGAUCGGACGAGACGAAGCUGGUCGAUAUGAGGCUGAUUACCCUGAAUGAAGACUGCCUGAAUCUCAAUAUCAUUCGUCCUCCGCGGAAAUCCGAUCACGAGGAAUUGCUUCCGGUGAUGAUAUGGAUCUUUGGAGGUGGAUGGCAGCAGGGGGCUACCGCUGAUCCCAGAUAUAACAUGAGCUAUAUUCUUCAUCAAGGAGCUCUGAAUGGCAAGCCGGUGCUUGGUGUCUCGAUCAAUUAUCGGGUUGCUGCUUUUGGAUUCCUGGACUCGGAGGAAGUUAGGGCUACCGGCAAUAACAACCUGGGUCUACGGGAUCAACGGGUCGCCAUGCGAUGGGUCAAGGAGAAUAUCAAGGCCUUUGGGGGUGAUCCUGGCAGAGUUACAAUCUGGGGAGAAUCUGCAGGCGCCUACAGCGUUGGAGCUCAUUUGGUUGCCAAUGGUGGUGACAAUGAGGGUCUUUUCCAGGCCGCAAUCAUGGAAUCUGGUAACGCUGUUGGACCCCCAUGGAACGGCACGGACUGGCAUCAGCCGAUGUACGACCGCAUCGUGAACAAGACUGGUUGCUCGACAUCCUCGGAUACACUCCAGUGUCUGCGAGAAGUCCCCUAUGAGUCCUUGUACGACGUGGCAUAUGAGGGCCUGGAAUGGUUCGCCGCCAUCGACGGAUCCUUUAUCAAGGAGUAUCCUCAGAUCAGUUACACUCAAGGCCGACUGGCAAAAGUAUCCAUCCUCCUUGGAUCCAACACGGACGAGGGCACCAGCUUCGGUACUACCGGGACAAACACCGACGAAGACUGCAUUAAUCAACUCAUAUCGUCGAAACGCUGGGUCCUAACCCGCGAAGAAGCCACACGCCUUCUCACGUACUACCCCAACGACCCUGCCCUGGGAUGUCCCUACGGCUGGGGCAACGUGACAUGGCCGAAGCUGGGACUGAUGUACAAACGGUACGAAUCAAUGGCAGGCGAUCUAGCCAUGGCCGCACCAAGACGGCUGCUUGCGCAGACGAUGGCCAAGUACACGAAACAGGUCUACUCUUAUCGAUGGGACGUGCCAGCCCUGAACACAAGUAGCACCAUUGGCGUCGGACAUUUCGCAGAGAUCCCAUUCGUCUUUGCGAAUCCCGUGCAGAACAUUACACCGCUGGGAACUGAUCCCGCCCGUCUCGAACUGGGCAACAUGGCCGCUCGAAUGUGGACGUCCUUUGUGACGGACCUGAAUCCCAAUGGACAUGGAGUACCGCGAAUUCCGCAAUGGCCCAAGUACACACCAGGAAAGAAAGCGUCAAACUUUGUCUUCCGGUUGCCCAGAAAUGGAAGCUAUGUGGAGCGGGAUGACUACCGCUUGGAUGGGAUGGAUUAUAUCAAUAGUAUUGCACGAUAG
This is a messenger RNA of Aspergillus viridinutans, 1845 nucleotides long. Its product is annotated as putative triacylglycerol lipase (LipA). The transcript is spliced from 9 exons. NCBI's taxonomy places the organism in Eukaryota, Fungi, Ascomycota, Eurotiomycetes, Eurotiales, Aspergillaceae. Bases 1 to 1845 code for a protein of 614 amino acids. The record is from RefSeq and is a predicted model, not a curated record.